AUGCUUCGCUCGAACACGCCCGCUUGUGUUCUGACUCCGAAAGCCGUCCCCUAUUCUUCCCACUCUUAUCUGACAACAGUCUCUAGCAGUGCCCGUGAGGUUUCUCACCAAAACCUGAAAUACGCUAAUGAAGACAGGGUGGGCGAGUUUGACUGCUACUGCGCCAUAUGCGGCGUCGCCCUAAACGACCAUUCCGAGAUCGGGAGCCGCCAGCCGCGCGCUUUGAAGAGACGCCGAGAAAUCGUGCGUAGAAGACGCGAGGGACUUCCUCCUCCAGACGACUCAAAAAGUGAUGAUGAGUCGGACAAGGAGCCUUCUGACGACGAGUCUGAAGAUUGGUAUGAGGAUGAGGAGGAUCUGCGCUAUGAUCCUGACCUAGUCAGCCAGGAGAGUUUGGAAUGGCUGGGUGAGGUAUCGUGCCUCGGCUUCAAUCCAGUCGCUCCUUCAGACGAUAGGACUUUCUUUGCUGAUGCGGAGCCUUACGAUGACUACACCCAAACCGGCCAGAGCAGAGAGAAGUUGACUGGCAAGUCCUUCCGAGUGAGAUACUCUUUUAACCCUACACUAACAUCUCUUAGUUAUCAUGCGAGCGAGCCCAACAGAUCGGCCGUACUUCCUUUCUACAAUGACUGCUACCUAAUGCUCAAGAGAGUCCAGGUUUCCACCAAAGGCCCUCUUUUGGUGGAUGGGGAUCUGCUUUACAAGGUGAUGGCUGGUCUAUCGGGGCAAUACUCGACCUACCUCGAGAUCAACUAUGGUCCCGUCUCUGGGAGGGAUCAGUUUUGGGAGCCUAUUCCAGGCGAGGAGUUCUCUGUCACCAACCCCAACGAUGUGAACGACUUCUACGACCACCUGCGCGAGAAGUUGACGUGGGGGAGCUUCCAGCCCUCUCCCGAACCCGAAGCAAUUCUCCUAGGGCCUGCUAGUCCAGAUGAUGACCCCUUCUCCAGGCUAUCCAACGAGCUAAUUCGCGAGAUCGCAAACAUAGUACCGUGCGACACGCUCCUGUCUUUGAGAAGCGUCUCGAGGCCCUUCUACCACGAUACCCGAAGCAACAGCUUUUGGAAAUCGCGCAUCGCUAUCGAUAUGCCCUGGCUCUGGGACCUGAGUGCGUCUCUGGAGGCUUUGAACACAGCGUUCGAUUACAAGAAGCUGUACGCUUGGCUUGAGGUUGUGACGACGCCCAAGUUUGGAGUGGAAGCUUCUUUUCUGGCCAUCGCAAAUAGAAGACGUAUCUGGCAGUGCUGUGUUGAGAUUUUAGACCACUGCCAAGAGGCCGAGAACAUGAAGUAUGCUAUGGAACCGGAAUUGGAGAUCGUUGAACAGGCUCGUCGACCCAUCUUGUUCAAGGUGGCUCCCACUCAAGCGUCGCGACAAGACGGCAUCAGCCGGACGUUUUGGCUUCAUUCUUGGAAAGAGAUGGAGAAGUCUCGAUUCGGAAGCUUCCUCUUCGAAAGCUUUUGGAAUGACGAUGGUCUCCUGUCCGGUUUUGGUGUCGUCUUCGGAAGUAGCCCACGCUUCUUUGGUACUCCAGCUGGAAAGGUGGAGACGGCACGAAUAACUGCUGGGGACUGGAUAACCGAGAUGGAGCUUGUUUUUGGAGAGAGUAGCCAGUCAGAGAACAGGCCAAUUACUGGGAUUAAGGGCAUCAAUCUUCGACUUCGAUCAGGGCUCAAAUUCCGGCUCGGACGGCGUCAUAUCGCGAAUCGGCAUCCUGGAGGCUCCAAUCUUCGAGGAGAAACCCCCCUGUUCUGGGGCAACCCCGGUCCUCUGGCACAGAGGCUUCUCUGGGCAUUUGUCGCGCCUCCCCUGUGGCAGCGUCGAGACAUCAAGAUAUCUCCCAUCUUUCCCCAUGGGCAGGAUGAAGGAUACCCUGAAGACAACCUCAGUCCCUACCAGACGCUCCCAUGGGCAAGAAGUCAGGGCGAGUUGGAAAAGCUGGCCCGAAUCACAGCCUACACGCCUCGAAACCCCACCGAUGCGACCAGGCCCAUUCUUGAGCUCAGGGCUGAAUUUGUGAAAAGGUACUGGGAGCCUAAGCGAUACGUUGGCCACGGAGGAUAUUGGCCCGAAGAUGAAAUGACCCAUCUGGACUUGAAUGGCGCAUAUGGGGAGAGGAUCGUCGAGAUUGGAGUAUCCAAGUCCGGGACUUUGAAAGGACUCAUGUUGAAAACAAACAGAGAGAGGUUCGCAAUCUUUGGUCAAGGGGAACCAGGACCAGAGAACUGGACAACGGUUCAGGUCCCAGAUGGAGACUUUAUCAACGGCAUCGCAGCAACGUUUGAUACUGAUACCAACACUGGCGUUAAGGGGCCUAUGUCUUCUGUCGUUAUGCUUCACGAGCCUCUGCAAUAG
Fusarium falciforme is the source of this 2355-nucleotide messenger RNA. RefSeq lists its product as hypothetical. Gene Ontology annotation, molecular function: protein binding. Lineage: Eukaryota; Fungi; Ascomycota; Sordariomycetes; Hypocreales; Nectriaceae. The record is from RefSeq and is a predicted model, not a curated record. The coding region runs from base 1 to 2355 and encodes 784 amino acids. The transcript has 9 exons.